Molecule: messenger RNA, 1491 nt
Organism: Pyricularia grisea
Lineage: Eukaryota; Fungi; Ascomycota; Sordariomycetes; Magnaporthales; Pyriculariaceae
Exons: 3
Coding region: 1-1491 (496 amino acids)
Biological process (GO): transmembrane transport
Cellular component (GO): plasma membrane
Molecular function (GO): transmembrane transporter activity
Source: RefSeq, a predicted model, not a curated record
AUGAGUUCCGCGCCAACAGAAGGUGGCGGCAACGUUGCCGUCGACCCUGAGAGGCUGAGCAAUGAGAAGGGAUCGUUACCUGCGGCCGCAGACCACCACGAAGAAGUGCGGUGUCCUCCGCACACAACGGAGAGGAAGCUGCUCAUGAAGAUCGACUCCAGAGUCAUCCCCUGGCUCUGCAUCAUGUACCUCCUAGCCUUUCUUGACCGAGUCAACAUCGCCAACGCCAACGUCUUUGGCCUCUCGGACGAGCUACACCUGGACGGGACGCUGUACAACAAUGCGCUCGUCGUCUUCUUUGUGCCCUACAUCCUGUUCGAGAUCCCCAGCAACAUCCUGGUCAAGCGCUUCCGACCGCACGUCUGGUUGUCGAUCAACAUGGGUGGCUUCGGAUUGGUGACGCUCGCGCAGGGUUUUGUCACCAGCUAUGGCGGCCUCGUGACGACGCGCUUCCUUCUCGGCGUUUUCGAGUCCGUCAUGUUCCCAGCCUCCUUCUACCUCAUCGGCAUGUGGUACCGGCGGAGUGAGGCUCAGAAGCGCUACUCCUUCUUCUUCAGCAGCACCACCCUGGCUGGCGCCUUUGGAGGGCUGAUCGCUGCGGGUAUCGGCAAGAUGGCGGGCGCGCGCGGCCUCUCCGGUUGGCGCUGGAUCUUUAUUCUCGAGGGCGCCCUGACCGUCUUUGUCAGUUUCUUCUUCUACUUCCUCCUCCCGGACUUCCCGGAGGAGGCAAAGUGGCUCACCGAGGAGGAGCGCCAGUUCGUCACCGCCCGCCUGCGCGUAGACCAGGGCAACUCGGCCGUGGAGAAGAAGAUCACGCUGCGUGAUGUCGGGCGAGUGUUCAAGGACUACAAAGUCAUUGUCGCAGGUUUCAUGUACUUUGGCCUCAUCGUUCCAGCUUAUGGUUACGCAUACUUUGCUCCAUCCAUCAUUAGUUCCUAUGGCUACAGCCCGAUCCAGACCCAGCUCCAUAGUGUUCCGCCCUGGGUGGCGGCCUUUGGGCUGUCCAUGCUCUUCGCCGUCGCUUCGGACCGAACGCGCCACCGCUGGGGCUUCGCUGUGUUCGCCAUCCUCAUCGCCAUCGCCGGCUUCAGCAUCCUCCUCAGCGUGCACGACAACACGGACGUGCAGUACGCCGGCCUCUUCCUGAUCGCCAUGGGAGCCUACACCGCCAUGCCCAUCAUCGUCUGCUGGUUCAACAUGAACCUGGGCGGACACCACCGACGCGCCGUCGGGUCCGCGUGGCAGGUCGGCUUCGGAAACAUUGGCGGCAUCAUCGCAGUCUACGCCUUCCUAAAGCGCGACGCCCCGCUCUACAUCCCGGGCUACAGCAUCUGCAUCGCCUUCACGACGUUGAGCAUCAUUGCCUGCACCAUCUACGGCUUCGCGUGCAUGUCUGCCAAUAAGAAGAGGGCGAGGCAAGCGCAGUCUGGCACUGUGGAAGAAGAUUCCGACCUUGGGGACUUGUCUCCUUCGUACAGGUAUCUUUUAUAA